AUGCGCAGUGUGCCACUAACACGGUCUUUUUGCUAUCUGUUCGUCGCAGGCAUUCCAUGCCGGUACAUCACACCCGUUGAAGGUUUCUCCUCGUACGCGAAAGUGCAUCUCGCCGGGGGCUGUUAUGAUGUUAAGUGCACCAAUUCGUGGCUGAUCCACUACGCCGUAGAUGUGGCAAGGAAUGAAGAUGCCAGCAUCAUUUUGGUCGGUCUAGAUCUGUCCAUUGAGGCCGAUAGCAGGGAUCGGACGGAUCUCCUCCUUCCAGGUUACCAAACAGAGCUGAUCAACAAAGUCACCGAAGCCGCUGCUGGCCCAGUCGUUCUCGUGAUCUCUCUGCAGGAGGUGUGGACAUCUCCUUCGCUAAGAACAAUCCCAAGAUCAAGGCCAUCUUGUGGACAGGCGAUCGUAGACUUUGUUUAUGAAAAAUACAAUCCCGGUGGGAGACUACCACUUACAUGGUACAACGCAGACUACGUAGACCAACUGCCCAUAACAUCCAUCAGACUCAGGCCAGUUGAUGAACUGGGCUACCCUGGCCGAACCUACAAAUUCUACAAUGGUUCGACGGUCUACCCAUUCGGUUACGGCCUCAGCUACACUCGGUUCAACUACAACCUACACUGCGACUCCCAAAAUUCCAUCAUCCAGAUACUGGGCCCACAUCAGCAUUGCCAUGACAUGCUCUACACGCCUAGCACGGACGCACCACCAUGGGCUGUCCUGAUCGAUGAUCUAGAUUGCAACCCCAACGUCGAAAUCGAUUUUGAGGUGAACAAUAUCGGUGAUGUGGAUGGGACCCACGUCGUGUUGAUAUACACACAGCCACCCAAGAACUACGUGGGCUUGCCGUUGAAACAGCUGGCACCAUUCGAGAGAGUGUUCGUAAAUGCCGGCGAGACUCGGAAGAGGAAGCUUUCUCUGAACGUGUGUAAGAGCUUCGCUGUUGUAUCGCACACGUUCCUCUCCACGUGGACUUUUUGUAUUAGGAGGUUGGUUUGGAGAGAAUGA
Molecule: messenger RNA, 1008 nt
Organism: Magnolia sinica
Lineage: Eukaryota; Viridiplantae; Streptophyta; Magnoliopsida; Magnoliales; Magnoliaceae
Product: probable beta-D-xylosidase 2
Exons: 2
Coding region: 1-1008 (335 amino acids)
Biological process (GO): arabinan catabolic process; xylan catabolic process
Cellular component (GO): plant-type cell wall
Molecular function (GO): alpha-L-arabinofuranosidase activity; xylan 1,4-beta-xylosidase activity
Source: RefSeq, a predicted model, not a curated record